Messenger RNA from Dermacentor andersoni, 9779 nucleotides. RefSeq names its product apoptosis-resistant E3 ubiquitin protein ligase 1. The record is from RefSeq and is a predicted model, not a curated record. Gene Ontology annotation, biological process: protein polyubiquitination; ubiquitin-dependent protein catabolic process; negative regulation of apoptotic process. Gene Ontology annotation, cellular component: cytoplasm; cytosol. Gene Ontology annotation, molecular function: ubiquitin protein ligase activity. Lineage: Eukaryota; Metazoa; Arthropoda; Arachnida; Ixodida; Ixodidae.
AAGGUUUUUUUUGUUGUGUUUGUGUGUAUUGUCGCAGAUAGCGUAACGGCGUAACUUAAAGAAAACCAGUGGCAGCCUAGGCAUUCUCAACAAAAUCAGCCGAACGAUGCCAUAAGUGCCGACGUUUCCACGAGCAAGGUAUCGCAUUGAGUUGAGUGUGCCGCGCUGUAGUUAUUCAGCGUCAUCGGAUCACGGGGAGACGGGGUCGCACACUACGUCGGGCUUCGCGGCAUCGACAGCAGACGCCGUCGUCUAGUGCGUCUGUGUGUUACGCGACCUAACGUUUGGGGCUUCGGCCGAUACGCGCGUUUUGGUUUACGCUCGUCUGGAUUAGCGUCUAAAAAUGGCUCGCGAGCAGCUGUCUUCGUGACGUUGUAGCCUGUCAAUACGCCGUUGAUAAGGAGUGGAGAAAAGACUCGCUGGGAAACGGGCCGACCAAUCCCCGCGAUCGUCACGGCCCAUUGCCUACAGGCAAAUGCUGCAUGCAUGGGACCUGCCCGUCAAGAUUUCCUGAGAUAUGGAGGGACAGUCGGGAUCGUCGAGGGACAACGGCAUAACAGUCACGUUCAUGUCACAUCCGUCCAUAUGGCUCGCUGCACGUCUCCCGUCGAUAGUGUUGUGCGCCCUGGCCACGCUUGUGUUGACGUUCCUCGCUAUACGACAGAGUGACGAGUUCAUCAAGCAACAAGACCAAGAGGAAGUGUUCAGAUGGCUCGACAACAUUGGCUAUGGAAAGCACAAGCAGUUCAUAUAUGACCAAGGCUGCGACUCGCUCGCCUCCUGCUGCGACUUGCUGCUCUCCCCUCCUCCUCUCUCGUCGUCGACCCCCUCUCCCAGUGGAGAAGGAGGAGGAGGACCGCCUCGCCCUCUCCACUCGUCGCCUCCUCUCCACUUCGCCUCCAGCAAACUGUAUGGCGCGCUGCGGCCCGCCGCCGAGCGGCUGCGGUCGAGGCUAGUGCUGGAGCGCUGGCUGCGCGACCGGCGCCUGCUGUCCGUCGUCGCGGUCCGGCGGAGCCUGGGCUUGGACGCCGCCGCCGGGGAAGAGGGCGGCUGUGACGACGCGCAGGACGCGACCCCCGGCCGGAGGUCCACGUCGCCCAAGUGGUCCUUCUUCGGCUGGCCCAUCCCUGGAUUCGGCAGGAAGUCCAGAAAAUUUCCUUUUGGAAUCGAGAGCCUCGAGCAGCUAGCGCAGCAGGUCCUCAGUGACGUCGAAAGCAAGGACCACAGCUGGACUCCAGAAGUGGUGCGUGCUGUGAGACAGCUGCCAAACACACCCGAGGCACUCGGGGCUGCAACAGACCUCAUCUGGGAGCGCAUCCUCUUUGAGCAAGAACAAAAGACAUGGGCCUUUGGGGCUAUGCUGGGUGUGUCCCUGGUGGCUUCUGUGCUGGUGGGCGUGGCCUCCCUGAUGCUGGCGCCCGCGGGGCUGCUGUGUGACCAAUCGGCUGCGGCCGCCGCGAAGCUCGGCUUCCUCAGCUACCUCACCGGGAAGUACCUCUCGCCGGCCAACUGCAAAGUCGAGUUCGACUGGACCGAGCCACAGGUCGUAGGCUGCACACUGACCUUCUUCAUCAAGUUCUUCCAGCGCAAUGGUCGCAGCUACCCAAUUUGUGACGAAGAUCCACUGUUAGUCGAAAUCGUAGCCGGCAAUGGCGCCCACAAGGUGGCAUGCAGUGUUGAGCUGGGUGGCACAGAUCCGAACCUGGCCAAUCAGGCGAGAGUCCAGUUCACAGUGCGCCGCGCUGGUCUCUGCCAUGUGUCGGUCCUCAUCGGCAUGGUGCACGUUCGGGGCUCGCCGUUUGUCAAGAACUUUCUUCCAGGUCGGCCGGACCCUCAGAAGACAGGGUUCAUUCACCACAGCUGCACGGUGGUCUGCACCCAGGACGAACCGCACCAUCUCUUCCUGGAGCCCAGGGACAAGUACAACAACGCAUGCCUUGUGAAUUCCACCACCGAUGCCAGCGACGAGUACAGCGUCGACAUCGUCGAGGUCAGCUCAAACAGACCCGUCGCAUCCUGCUACCACUGGGAGAGCCAUCCUGAAAACUCGAGGAUCGCGCUAGUGCUUAAUCUCAACAAGGUUGGCUGCUACCAAGUCAACGUCUCAUACCGCGCCACCAGCCUGAGCAAUGGAGACUUCCACGUCAUUGUGCUCUCGAAAAGCGACGCUGCUUUGGUCAAGAAGAAUGUUGCCAAGAAAAGCCACAACAUCUGGUACGAAGCCAAGCUGAUAGCCAUGAACUGCGAGAGGCUUAGCAAACCCAAGAGGGUGUUUGUCUACGUUUCGCCAAAGCAACUCACAAUCAAGGAAUAUAUGCUCAGGAUCAUUCCAAAGAGGCUCAUCACAUUUCGACUCUGCCCCAGCACUAAGUUUCAAUUCAAAGGGAGCAACAAUCACGAAGGAGAGCCCGUGCUCGUCGUGGACGACGGCUGUCAGCCGCAAGUUGAAAUGGUUUGCGAGGAAAGGGACGUCAUUGCCGCCACUUUCACUCAGUUCCUGCUCAAGAACAUUGGUGGGUCAGAGACCUUCAAGGACAAGUUAGAGUUUUUCCACUACGAAGUGCGGAAGCUGCAUCAGAAGCACUACCAUGACAAGCUUCAGCUGAAGGUGUCACGAGACAAGAUUCUUGAGUCUUCAAUGAAGGCGACCAAGAACUUCAGCACCAGUGAUUGGUGCAAGAGCUUCGAGAUAACCUUCAUGGGAGAACAAGGUUUGGACUGGGGUGGACUUCGUCGAGAAUGGUUUGAGAUCCUCUGUGCUGCACUCUUCGACCCUGAAAACCAGCUCUUUCAUCGGUUUAAGAAUGACAAGCAGGGCUUGGUUCACCCGAAUCCGCGGAGACCGGCUCACUUGAAGUUGAAGCACUACGAGUAUGCGGGCCGCAUUGUCAGCAAGUGCCUUUACGAGUCCUCGCUAGGCAGUGGCUACAGGCAACUAGUCAGGGCUCGCUUCUCCAGGUCAUUCCUUGCUCAGCUCAUCGGGCUCAGGGUUCAUUACAAGUACUUCGAACAGGACGAUCCAGACUUGUACAUGGCCAAGAUAAAGUACAUUCUGGAGAAUGACGUGAACGACAUGGAGCUGUACUUCACCGAAGAAGAGUACACCAGCUCCGGGCAGCUCUUGAAGACCACGGAGCUCAUCCCUGGUGGCUCACGGAUUCGCGUCACCAACCAGAACAAGCUCAUGUACCUUGACGCGCUGGCGCAAUAUCGGCUGGCCACCAGCGUCCGAGAGGAAGUGGAAUACUUUCUCAAGGGACUCAAUGAACUCAUUCCAGAGAACCUGCUCUGCAUUUUCGACGAGAACGAGCUAGAGCUGUUGAUGUGCGGCACUGGCCAGUUCAGCAUAGCCGACUUCAAAGCCAAUCACACAGUCAGCGGCUUUUCUUUCGAGUUCAGAAAGGUGCUGGACUGGUUCUGGACGGCGGUGUCAAACUUCACUGAGGAGGAGAUGGCGCGUCUGCUCCAGUUCACCACCGGCUGCUCCCAGCUGCCACCGGGGGGCUUUGCUGAGCUCAAUCCACGCUUCCAUCUGAGUGCGGCACCCACUUUUGGCAGCCUGCCUACGGCACACACGUGUUUCAACCAGCUCUGCCUUCCCGACUACGACUCGUACGAGCAGUUUGAGCGGGCCUUGAGGCUCUCCAUCAAUGAAGGAACUGAAGGCUUCGGCAUGAUCUGAUCCGCGGCUCUGAAUCUCGCUCCGAAGCUGUUGUACCCGCCAAGAAAGUUCAGUGCGUGUGUGUGUUACCGGUUGUGAAUGGGCACGACUUCGCCGCUGCAUCACGGAUUGCCGUGGUUGGUGCUACAAGAGGAGGGGCUGCAGAAUUUGAUGCCAAGUGUUCCAACAGUGAAGAAGGCAACUUUGUUGGGUUUUUCUUUCUUCUUCCUUUUGUAUUUCUAGUGAAAUGGAAGGUUUUGGUAGUCAGCGAGGAGCGAUGAGAUGUCAUGUGCUGUUAUUUUCAGCUGGCACAUCAACGAACACACAAUUGUGAUGUGCCUUGGUGCUUUCAUGUGCCGCACUUGUAAGCAUCUCCUGCAUACAAUUUUUUUUUUCUCGUUGUGUACUUUUAUGCGAGCCCAUUGUUGACGUGUCAAAAUAUGCAACGCACACGGCAGCGCCAACUUUUCGCCACGGUUCAUUCAUCGCUGCUGUGAGUUACUAUGGCUCACUUUGUUUGUGCAGUGUAGUUUGUGGCGUCUUUCUGAAAUGAUUUCGUUGCCGUCAGAAGUGCAAUUUGCACUGGACGGGAAACGGUAUGAAUGUAUAACAUCGUUAUCUUUCUUUCUUUUUUUUUUCUCAAAGCACCAUUUAGAGAGUCCAAUAAUGACAUUCUAUAGCUUCGUUGUGUACUUAAGAUCAUUCAUUCUUCAAACACUCGCUGUAGCUGGAAGUUUCAUUAAAACUAAGUCAUUAACUUGAAACAAGCACUGCAGAAGUGUGCCACCUCCCCUAGCUCUAAUACCUGCCAGACCUUAGCACACGCUGAAUGCAAAUGUUUUCAAAGUUACCAUGGACUCUCUACAAAGUAGUCUUAUAGCUUUGCGCAGGGAACUAUUAAUGAACUUUAUUAGGCCUCUUGAGAGGCACAUCUUUGCAAGACAGGUGAUACUUAGGCAAGUUGUUGUGUGUCAUGCUGGACAUGACGUAGCACGUUAUAACAUGCCUUACCAUUCCUUUAUUUCGGCCAUAUUUUAUCGUUAUGCCAUGCCGUUGAUUCCCAAUAAUUCAAACUCUGGCAAUUAAAAGUUACGUUUACUCAAUAUAAAUAUCAAAAUUUGAAGGGGCUAGCCAUCAGCCUAUGCACAUUUAAAGUCUAUUGAUUCAAACUGGACCUUCAGGUAGUUUGAACAAUUUGACUUCCCUUCCCAGGGAGCAACAGGGAAGCCAGAAACGGCUUUUGAGAGGUAAAUCCUUAUUCAUAGCUGCAUGAAUAGUCAAAAGUGUGCUUGCGUUUGAUUUCCAGGACACCAUUCACGGUGAAUGGCGCGGCUACCUGGUGGUGCCGCCGACCCAGUCUCCACAAUUGCAGCCAUGUAAUACAUAUAAUAAUAUGUUAGCCUAUGAAUUAUAGAUUCUUUUUUGUCUGUUCGAAAUCUGUUUGUGUAUACCUUUUUGUACAAAAGCUUGCGAUUCUGUUGACGGAUCGCAUUUUACUUAGCUUCAAAUAAUUCAGACAGAGGUUUUCGGUCCUUUAGAGCUUCAAUUACCAUGAUUCAACUGCUGUAUUUUUGUGGUGUUUGUGUCUUUACUUGCAUCUAGUGCUUCAUAGCGCACUCAACUUUUGUUCUCCACGACUCUUCCUAGUGUGGAGGAAGCAAUUGCAUUUCUGUGAGGGUUGGCCAAAUGAAACCUGGAUAAAGUGCAACAGUUUGGUCUGGCUUCACAUUCCCGCCCAGGCAUUUAUUUCUGACAGCUCCAACACAGGCACGCUGAUCGAAAAACAAUACUGCAUAUUGUUUUGUUUUUUUCCAUGUAGAUAUCCAUAUGUGAAACUGUGCCAGUUUUUACUGCAUUACUGAACUCCUUAUGAGCUGCAAGUUCAAUAACAGAUAACAGUAUUGCAAGCUCGACCUCUGCCACAUCCAAGUUUCGUUUGGUCGGCCCUGAUGUGUGUGUGUAUAUAUAUAUAUAAGAAACUCGCUAUAUUCCAUUUUAGACUGCGUUAGGGGGACCACUCGAUCGACUUUAACCAAUCCAAUCGCCAUGGCGACCUUGUAGCAUUCCUUUUGAUGCGAACAAGAAAAAGCGGCUGUCUAGUCAUGUUUUGUAUGUCAGGUUUUGCUGCAACUUCGAUGUUGCCUUAGGUAAACUCGCUGCUAGGGACAGCCUUUUUGCGCUUUCUCCGCAGUUCCUUGUUCAAAAGCUAUAGUUCCUUGCUAAUUUAGUAAACCUCAUGAUCACAAGGGCGCCCUUUCAUUGCUGCAGUGAGCCAACUUGGACAAGUUGGUUCUAAACCGAGACAGUCAAUAAAAAAUAAAAAAAUAUAGGUAAGAGAAAGUGUGACCGAUUUUAACAACAUUGUGAACAUGGUGCAGACAACAGGCCAGUGGCAAGCGGACAGCACAGACGCCUGCAUGGUCCGUCUGCCUUCUGGCUGCUGACCUGUUGAUGCCGCUUAUAUAUAAUUUCAUUGCUGACUAUAAGCGAAAAAAGAAAAAAAAAAAAAAAAGAAGUGAUGCUGUGCUUCUUAAGCAUUGCUUCCUGGCCUCUUUCGUGACAGAUGUAGAAAUUAACGCUGCUCAACUGGAAGCAGUUUCGCGAAUUGCGUUCAGAAUUCGCUGAGCUGCAUCAAAACCUUGCUGUUCACAAUACUAAACCAUGUCCGAGCAUAAAGCGUUGCACAAAAGGAGUACCGAUAGAAAAGGAAUUGUCUUGUUUCUGUUUCUUUAUUGGAUAGCGGUCAACCCAGUAAUCGCAACAUGAAGCCUCAAUUCCUCGAGCGCGCAACAAAUAAUUAAUUACGUCACCUUUAAAUGCACCAGUUCAAAACGUGCCAGGGGCAGCGCAACUUCAGCCAUCGAAAAAGAAGACUGUUCGAUGUCAUCAGUACUAUGAUGUGGCGAUCUCGUGGUACUGGACACCACUGAGGAAACGAAAAGAAACUGUCACCCACCCGACAGUAGCACAGAGCUACAGAGGAAACUUGUCCACCGUAGCCUAAUGCUACCGUCGGAUGAAUGGGAAUUUUCUUUUUCAUGAACCUUUCCUCCACCUUGUGGUAUUUGGCAGAGCUCACUCGAGGAACACCACUGACUACACACGCGCACACACUACGGCCAUGCUGCCGAAAGGCGAGUCCAUUCAGCAUUUGGUGGGACAAAAAGGGAGAGCCGGUUUUCCAGAAUUUCCAAGAGAGGCGCACAGUUAAAAGGGCGAAUUUGCCAGCUUUCGGUGAUGGUUUAUCAUAUGGCCUUCAAUUACUGUACCAGGCUGACUGGCACACUCUUGAAAUGUGUACAAUGACAUGUGACCUCCACAUCCCCUGUCAGUGUGCAUGAAUAGUCUUUUUUUUCGAGGCCGAAGCCACGCAGCUCUUGAUGCACGUUUUGAAUGGACUGCGUUGAAAGUGCUGUAAUUGAUCACUUGUAGCACUUUCGAGAAAGUGAGAUUUCGUAAAGUAAUCGUGAAGUCGACAGUUACUUCAAAUAGAAAUAAAAAAAGAAAAGGUAGGACACAAAAUUCUUUUUGUGUCGUUAUUCCUUGAACAAUGAUCAACACCUGCCAGACAAGGGAAUCCUGAGCCUGGGAGCAGUGUUUCUGACAAGAGUACUUGCGUUCGUCAAGGCCUGACCUGUUUUCUUCGAGGCCUUGCUUAUCUUACCACUCUCCCUUGUCAAAACUACUUUGCUUGUUUGCCUGUCGCUGAUCACAUCAAGUUACCUGGUUUGGACUGCUUGACAAUGCCAUAAUUACAGCGGGAGCCUCGUGAAGCUGUUAAUAUGGCAGCUUUUUAGUCCUACCACAGCACUUCCCUCAUGCUUUUGUCUGAAGAAUGCUUGAUGUAUGAAGGGAAUACGAGUCUGAGCCCUUAAUCUACACACCAGAUAGCUGGUUAUCACUGGCCAACAGUGCCGUGUCAUUAAAUGCAUUCUCUUUAAGAGCAGCCUCCAGCUGAAAUCACAACCAGAUACACAUCUCGAAUGUUUUUCUCCCACACAAGGUAACAGUGCGACAUUUUCGCAAGGAGAGCUCCACAAGUUGCUUCUGAUCUCGUCAAAGGGUUGUUUGGUGGAAAUUGCACAACUCGCCUGUUGACCCGCGCCAUGUGUUGUCUUGCGCAAGUGGGACUUUCUGCAGAGUCGGUACAGCGCCAGAAAUUUAUAUCGGAAUUAGCGUCAACAAGCGCUUUAGCAUGCUUGUGUGACAGUGGUGUUAGUAUUGUUUCUAUGUGGGUUACCGAGCAACAAACCUUUGAGCACAUGGCACGCAUAGUGGGCGCUAGUAUAAAAGGGGAAUGCCUCAUUUGCUGCAAAGAUCAUUAAAGGGACACUUAAGACCAGCAUAAAUCAGUUUAGACAUUUUAGAAAUUAUGAUUAGGAAUUUUUUUUUUUUUCGAAACUCUAUUUUCAUCUAUUUUGGCAUAGAAGUUACAGCAGAACAGUGAGCACCAAACUUCGCUUUGUUGAAGUGCAAGCCAAAAGAUAGGCACAGGUCUAAGCAGGUAUGUACACCAGCAGACCCUCCGACCUUUAAAGUUCAAGAAAUUGCUACAGUCAAUGCCCAAAAAUAAAAGAUGUUGCUUAAAAACGUUGAAAAAAAUGUUUUAGUACUUGUGAUGUCGACUAUUAAAAUAAUCCGCCGCCUCUGUUUUGUAGCAACGCUGCAAACAGGCACGCUUCUCAGUGUUGUUUAACAGGUACUGAUAGGCUAGUUGACAAUUUAUGAUUUAGUUAAACAGCACACUUGAGAAAAACAAAAGAAAUACAUGGACUUGAAAGGGAAAGAAAUGACGUGCACACAUGUACGUCUCUUUCAUUUUUUUCUUGUCCGUGUCGUUUUUCUUUUUUUAAGUGUACUGCAUAGCAAAGUUUCACGAAUUCUCAUUAUUCAGAGCUAAAAUGAUCUGCAUCACAGGCGGACACGUUUAUAAAAUGGUGUGGGUGACAGUUCGUGCAAGUGCAAGUCGGAAUAGACGAGCGGGUCCAAAAAAUUCAGCCCUAGAUCGGAUGAAAAAAAUAUUCUUAAAAUCACUGACAUCAUACGACAUUCGUAAACAAUUAGUUUGUGAAAAGUCGCAUAGAAUGAUGGACGAAAUGCAGAAGAAAGGCAGGAUAGAUGCACUGAUAAGGUGUCCUUUCAGCGCAUGCGUAUUGUACCUUGUUCUGCUUGCCAUCCAAAAAAAUAAGCUAGUAUGCCAGCUCAUCCAGUUUACUACUAUUCUUAACCUGAAAGAAGCUCUUAAAAAUUGGGUGCUUUACGAUAAACUCGUAGAAGUUUGUCGGUUUAAAGUUGGCAGCUAUGCAUUAGUGUAAUGUCCCGAAUUUGGAAGUGGGUAGUUUCCCGUAUUUGGGUCACCUUUGGAGCAAGAAACGUUCUUGAAACUUGCUCUCUGUUCUUAGAAUGCAGUGUAAUCUUCCUCUACCAGAAAACAGUAAAGUGGAGGUGAUUACAUAUUGUCAAAUUUAGUGAUGUCACGCAAGCUGGUGCACGAACUUCGAGGCAGCGUUGGCACCCGUCUAUUGUUUCUGCAAAUUUUGAAGCUUGCCGAGGCUCGUCUCGCAGAAAGGUCUUGCUAUUGUGAACGUGUGGUUCACUAAUGCAGCUUAGCUUAGUAUUCCCUUUUAAUGUCUCUUUAAACAUCCUUAAUUUUAGCAGUGAAUAAUUAUCCACGACACCCGAAUAUAAGGGAUACUUAGCAUGUAUCACUAUGUAAUGUUCCAAAACUUGCGCGAUUAGGAGUUUGUAUAAUUAUGGCACCCUCUAGGUUUCACGUAGUUGCACGCAGCCUGCAUGCAACUAAUAUUGUCCUAUCUUGUGCCAUUGCUACGUGGUUAGUAAAUGAUUAUGCAACCAUGUUUAAAACCACAGGAUGCGAAGUGUCAACGACAUGACUCACCUUUGUUGCCUGCUGCUUGUGUCGCACAUACCAGUGGCUCCAGUGCAAAUUACAAAUUAAGAGCUUUCUGCUUUUAUUUAAUCCUGCGUCAUAUGCCUUACAUAGAGAGACUGGGUGGUGUUCAUACUGCAUUUUUCUUUAUGGUGUCCACUCUAUUACUCCAGAUCAUGCUUGGGAAAAAGCGUAUGUUUUGCAUAUUAAACCAUGUUUUACACUGUG